CUCAUAUGGCAAGCCAAUAAGAUUCGGUCAGUCAAUGCCAUCUAGUCAGAUAGGUUUCUGUGUAUCCUGUAAUCAGUCAUGACUGUCGAUUAUCAUUAAUUCAAACCAAACAAUUAUCUGCAGAUGACAUUGAAAUUUUGUUUGCAGCUUGUGUAUAAAUAUAUGCAGUCACGUCGAUGAAAUAUUCUGUUCGAAUGAAUGACCAUAUGCUGCAGCAUUGAAUUGCCUAGACUAUAUCACAUGAUCAUUUUGCAUUUGUAAGUAGUUAGUACACGUAGUACUCUUACAACUUCUAGUGCUUUGUAUACGACGAUGAAAACACUCGAUAUCAAGUGUAUCGUCCAAAGGCUCUCGGUGUCAGCAGUUUUUGGGAUCUAAAUGAGAUGUGAUUGAUUGUGACCGAAGUCAUCAUAGGAUAUACUAAACACUUAGAGCACAGGGUGAAACUGCAUGGAUUGUAUUAGACUCUGCCUCCAGAUAUAGUUUAAUGCAGCCUGAGAGCCGUGAACUCCUCUCAUCAGUUGUAGCUGUGUUUUGUUUACAACACAAAUGCAUCAGACUUUCUUGCUCAAAGUGGCUUGAAUUGAGGCUACAUAUAAGUUUGUGUUCAUACCAUGGCCAGUGAAUCAACAGCAAGAUUAAGAGGAAAAAAAGAUGAGAAAGUACCUCUGAAAAAAUCAACCGCCACUACCCCGAGUCUGGCUGGUCCGUUGGAAGAGGCAGAAACAGCCUUAGGCAUGCUGGAAUAUGGGUCAAAUUCAACACCCAAGACGGCCACAGAAACAGAGACUGAUUCUGGAGACUACUCCGUUAAUGAUGCCAUUGAUGCUAUAGGAGUUGGCUGUUUACAAAUCACAAUUCUCAUCACAUCUUUUCUUGCUAUGCUUGCUGUGUUUGCGCAGAUUCUCCUGUCUACAACAAUUAAUGAAAUCUUAAGGUGUACUCUGAAAUUAAGCGAUGACAAAGUUGCACUUAUCUCAACAAUGCUGUUUGUUGGUGAGCUACUUGGUACAUACCCGAUCAGCAAAUUCCUGGAUCACUUUGGAAGGAGACCAGUAAGUCAACCCAGCAUGAUGAAGAUUUUCCUGAGGUUUAAAUUAAUUGAUGUUUAUGCAUGUGGAUGCCUCCCUAUUGGAUCUGCCGAUAGCUUAAUGGGCCUUUAGCUUAAUGCCUCGCCCCAAAGAGUGCAUCACCAACCUAUGUUUAGCAACAAAGAUUUUUGCAG
Messenger RNA from Acanthaster planci (crown-of-thorns starfish), 1225 nucleotides. Its product is annotated as putative transporter SVOPL. Gene Ontology annotation, cellular component: membrane. The record is from RefSeq and is a predicted model, not a curated record. Gene Ontology annotation, biological process: transmembrane transport. NCBI's taxonomy places the organism in Eukaryota, Metazoa, Echinodermata, Asteroidea, Valvatida, Acanthasteridae. Gene Ontology annotation, molecular function: transmembrane transporter activity.